Messenger RNA from Rangifer tarandus platyrhynchus (Svalbard reindeer), 333 nucleotides. The record is from the annotation of a GenBank genome assembly. Lineage: Eukaryota; Metazoa; Chordata; Mammalia; Artiodactyla; Cervidae.
AUGCUGAAGAAGGUCCUCAGGGAUAACCAGGUGCACAUCCUGGUAGUCUUCAGCCAAGCCUCGGAGUGCCUGCAGCUGGUCUGUGGUGUGAAGGUGAAGGAGGUGGACCCCACGGAGUACAUCUACAUCAUGGUCCCCACCCUGGGCCUCACCUGCGAUGCAAUGGUGAGCAGUGGGCAGAGCAUGCCCAAGGCCAGCCUCCUGGUGCUGGUCCUCAGCCUGAUGUGGAAUGGAGACCGUGCCCCUGAGGAGGAGGUCUGGGGAGCACUCAGCAAAUGGGGAUGUUUGUUGGGAGGGAGCACUAUGUCUUUGGGGAGCCCAGGGAGCUUCUGA